AUGAAGAGGAAUAAGCAGGUCGAUAUCAACAGCACCAUAGCGUUGGCUGGCAGCUUCAACUUCCUGUACUCCUGUGCCAGAGCCUGCAUCUUCCCUUUCCUUACCCUGUACUUUAGACAGUUGGGCCUGACCCCUGAGAUGGCAGGUAUCAUCGUGGGUACAAAGCACCUCAUAUCGCUGGUCUGGACCCCUUUGGCCAGCCUGUUGUCUAAACGUUACAAUAAGAGGAGGGUGGUGAUAAUAGGUUCUCUCCUUUGUUCAGCAGCUGUUGUUUUACUCGUGCUCCUCAUCCCAAACACAGAUGUGAACACACGGACCAGCUACUGUAAUAUGUUUGACCUCAGCAACAGUUCAUCGAAGGAUCUGAGUGACUACCAACCCUUGAGCAGUGUGGGACCUACCAAGCCUACUGUGACUCGAACCCGUGCAAACAUCAGUACAGCUUUUGUCACCCGGUCGUCUGUCAUUCCACCUACAAAGACGCUUAGUGAUACUAAAUCAACACGCAAAGUCUCACUUGACAUGCUAAAGCAGCACCAGGAUCCCAAUGAAAGGUCUCACCCUCAGCUAUCACAGAGACGCACGUCUGUGGUGGUCAGCAGCAGUUUUGUUCAACCCGAGGUCAGCUCCUCCAGUGUGGCUCAGAGUACCUCCCGCCAGUCAUCCCCGGUUAGAAGUAAGAGGUCCCUGGCUAAGUUGGAAGAUGAGCAGCAGGAGCGAGAUUUAGGGGAGGGGAUCACUCGUUUUGAAUUCCUGGGCAGCCUGAAUGUGAUGGAUGUCCAGCACCAGCUCUUUUUCUUAAUGCUCAUCAUAGUAUCGAUAUGGGAGUUUGUGUCUGCCCCGCUGGAGUGGACGGCUGAUGAUGGCCUCUACGAGUAUCUGGAUUUUGUGGAUGCCGCAGACCGCUACAGAAACACAGGGGUGUGGGGAUUACUGGGAGCAGCCUGUGGUGUGGGAGGAGUGGGUUUGCUGGUGAGCCGUUUAAAUUGUCUCAUAGGUGGUCAGACCUCCAGGAGUGCCGUGCAUUUCUACUGCUACGCCGGCUUGACGGUUCUGGCCCUGCCCAUGGUGGCUUUCCUACCUCUCUACUUGAAUAAGAAGCAUGGCAAGGCGAAUGGGCUCGUCAAAGCAGCACAGCUAGUGCUUGGACACACGCGUGCCAUGAUCUGUGCAGCCACCGUCUUCAUGGUAGGGAUCACAAACUCGGCUGUGGACAACUUCCUCCUCUGGGAGAUGCAGGACCACGGCAGUAGUGAGCUGCACAUGGGAGUGUCUCUAGCCUCAGCGCUGCUCUCACAAGCCGCCUUCCCUCUGCUGGCUGUCAGGGUUUCCAAACUCUUCAGCCCAGGGAGGCUUCUAAUAGUAGGGGCUUUAAGUCUUGCACUACAGUGCCUCUAUUUUUCCUUCCUCUGGGGACCUUGGGCUGUACUCCCGGCCCAGCUGUUGAGCUGCUUCAGCAGUGGAGCCCUAUGGUGGGCAGUGCAGAUACAGUGUGAGGAUGUGACCACAUCAGGAGCUGAGAGGAGUGUGAGGAGGAUCUAUCGGACCUUUUCUCUAGACCUGGGAGCAGGCCUUGGGAGCUUGGCUUCAGGGUUUGUGGUUCGGAGGUUUGGGGUGGCCUGGCUCUUCAGGGGAGCUGCGGCGGCUCUGAUAGCGUGGUGUCUAUGCCUGCCGCUGCUCCAACGGAGGGCCCCUCACCAGAGGAGGAUAAACUAUUCUCGUCUCCUGGCAGCUGAUGCCAGUGAGGCAAGUGACUCAGAAUCGGAGCAGGAGAGAGACUGGCUGAAUAAAGCCAUGAAUGAUGAUGAUGAGAGCAAUAACAAGUAUGGGAAACGAUAA
Molecule: messenger RNA, 1839 nt
Organism: Lampris incognitus (smalleye Pacific opah)
Lineage: Eukaryota; Metazoa; Chordata; Actinopteri; Lampriformes; Lampridae
Gene: mfsd6l
Product: major facilitator superfamily domain containing 6-like
Exons: 1
Coding region: 1-1839 (612 amino acids)
Cellular component (GO): membrane
Source: RefSeq, a predicted model, not a curated record